AUGAGACGAAACAGUGAUAUCUUGACAACACUGAAUUUAGAUAAUUUAAAGGAGCUGGAAUCAACUUAUCUAGACUGUGUGGGGAAUAAGCCAACACCUGCAUCAGCUUUCAUCAGUAAGAUAAUAAGAAUGGAAUAUGAUCUCGAUAAAAAUGAUGAUAAGCUUUUCGCAAUCUACUUAAAACUCUGUGGCAACAAUCAUCAUUUAGACGCAGUUCGACUAACUGAUAGUGACCUACCACCGCUAUGUAUGGCUCUAUCACUUAAACCGUGCAUUACAAUGUUAGAUUUGCGCUAUAAUCGCAUAACGGACCAAGGAGCAGAAAAACUAUCUAAAUUUUUAAAUACUGAUAACCUUUUGGAAGAGUUAAAUCUCAUGGGCAACGAUAUAACUCAAAAAGGUGCAGAAUUUUUGGCCCACUCUCUAAAGAAAAACAAAAACUUGGGUGGUUUAUUUUUUGCUCAAGCUUUGCAAGUGAACAAUACACUUGAAUUCAUUGAUCUUGGAGAAUGUGAUCAGGAUAUAACCAGUUGUAUUGCAUUUGCCACUGUUUUAAGAAGAAACAAGUCCAUAAUUGGGAUCAAUCUGAAUCGGCAGAUACUGUGGACACUGCAAGAAGAACCAACUGUUCACUUAGCUGAUAUGCUGUGUGUGAAUAGAACUUUGAGAGAACUGCAUUUAGCUAAAUGCGAUAUGCGUGAUUUUGGAGCAGCACGUUUAUCUGAAGCGCUGGAGCGCAAUGAUACUUUGGAAUUGUUAGAUAUAAGCGCCAAUCGUGUCGCACGUGAUGGAGCAAUUUCUUUAUCGAAAGUGAUCAGCUUGAAUUGCCCUCUGGUUAUAUUGGACUUAGCGUUCAACAGAUUGCAGUGUAAAGGUGCUAAAGCUUUGGCCAAUGCAUUGCUUUAUAAUACACAUUUGAAAGUCCUUGCAGUACAGUCAUGUGAACUAAAAGGACCUGGACUCUGUGCAUUGGCUGAAUCACUUAUUACUAACGUCACAUUGGAAUGUAUUUAUGUUUGGGGCAAUGAACAUGAAGAAUCAGCGUGCAUUGCAUUUGCCAAUUUAAUCUAUACUAAUCGUCUAAUGGAGAAUUGUACUGAUGUCAGACCAUAUGUAGUUGAUGGUCGAACAUAUUUAGCUCUAUUGGAUCAUGAUUGCACUUAUAGACAAUAUCGGUUUUCCGUGCCUUGGUGGAAGUUUCAGGCACCAAACGAUCGAUCAAUUGCACUUUUUUGA
Messenger RNA from Trichobilharzia regenti, 1236 nucleotides. The record is from the annotation of a GenBank genome assembly. NCBI's taxonomy places the organism in Eukaryota, Metazoa, Platyhelminthes, Trematoda, Strigeidida, Schistosomatidae.